AUCAACAAAUCUUCAAACGUAAAACUUUUCUUUAUCACACAUAAUAAAAACAUAAAUUAAGACUAAAAAUAUUUAUCAUUACGAAUAAAAAUAAAAAUCAUGAACUGGUGUCCGGGAAUUAAUUUUCUAUUCAAAACAUAUGAUUUAACAACACGUGAUAAAUUGCAAACUGAAUUUUCCCAACAUUAUUUUUAUCCAAACAUUUGUCAUGUGUGCAAUUGUCAUGACAAUGAAGUGCCUCUUAAAAAAUGUGGUAAUUGCAAAAUGAUUUACUAUUGCAGUCAAGAUCAUCAAAGAUUACAUUGGCCCUUGCAUAAAGAAUUUUGUAAACAUGUUACAACCUUGAAACGUGUUUCUGAUGAAAAAAAUAUUGAAACCAAAAUGAAUUUGAUACUUUCAUUGGAAAAUAAUAUGAAGAAAAAAUUAGAACCAUACGAAAAUGAAAUGAUUGAAUAUCAAAAAUUUUGUGAUAUUUGUCACGAGAACGAUAAUAAUUUACAAUUAAUAGCUUGUUCUCAAUGUCCACAUGCAAAUUUCUGUCAAAAUCAUCAAAAUAAUGACGAACAUAAAGAAUUUUGCUCUCUCUAUACAAUGUGUUAUCUUCAAGAUUAUUAUUCUAUAGUUUUUCGUGAAAUGCCAAUUCCAAGAAUGAUGGAAUUCACGCCACGUGAUAAUACGGAAAUUGAAAAUUGUUUACCAAAUUCCAUGCAGGAUUAUAUGGAUAUUUAUUUUAAAUCACAAGAAAAAUCGAAAUUUUAUUUUCCAUCGAUGGAUGUAAAAGUAUAUGUUUCACAACAUUUUACAAGACCAUUGACACUAAUUUAUGCUAUGAGGGAAAUUGAAAUUGUCAAUAAAUUGCAAUCAAAUGAAUUUAUAAUUCAUGUAUUGGGCGCGAGUAAUCGUGAAGAAAAAUCAUUUAUCGAGUGGGAAAUUUUAUUUCAUUGGUUACCUCAACAAAUAAUGAAAAUUAAAGUUAUUCUUGUUGGACCUGAACUUACGAAUGAUGGUCCAUUUUCCGACGGAAAAGUAUUGGAUCUUUGUGCAAAUUGUUUUUCCAAAGGCAAAUCAUUGGAAUUACAAACUCAGAAUAUUUUAUAUAAAAAUUAUUGUGAGAGUGAAAAUUUUGUGAAACCUGACAUUUUAAUUGGUUUUAAUCUUGGAAUAAUAGCUUAUGAUUCCUGGGAAGAUUCAAUAUUAAAAGCUUUGAAAUUAAAAUGUCCAUUCAUUGUAACGGCAUUUUCGGAACGUGAUGCAAAGGACGAUCAAGGCUUAAUGCAAAGAAAAUUCAAUGCCAGUGCAACAAUAGUAAAAAAUCCCUUUGCAAGUUUAAGACCAAAAAGAAGUGUAAUUGGCGAGAGAGUAUUUUAUGAAAAUCAAUUCUUAAUGAUUUUCAUCGACGUAGAUGUUAAUUGUCUCCUUCCUGUGGAAAAUCAGGAAAAAAUAGUUAAUAAUUCAGAUCUUCAAAAUUUUAAUAAAAAAAUUGAAAUUAAAAAUCCAAUUGAUUGAAAAAAAAGAUUAAAAUGACAUUAAAUUAUUUUUUUUUUUAUUAAAAUCGACAUUUUUCAUUUUAAAGAAUUUCUUAUUAGUAUCAUCAAAAAAAAAAGAAUGAUUUUUGUUAUCAUUACAAUAUUUUAUAAGUUGAUUUAAAUUGUGAUUUUCACAAAAACUGCGUUAUAAAUUUUUCGAUACUUUAUAAAAGUAAAAAAAUUUUUUUUUUUAAGUAUAUAACUUUCUUU
Leptopilina boulardi is the source of this 1736-nucleotide messenger RNA. RefSeq lists its product as uncharacterized. The transcript is spliced from 2 exons. NCBI's taxonomy places the organism in Eukaryota, Metazoa, Arthropoda, Insecta, Hymenoptera, Figitidae. The coding region runs from base 100 to 1506 and encodes 468 amino acids. The record is from RefSeq and is a predicted model, not a curated record. Gene Ontology annotation, cellular component: extrinsic component of mitochondrial inner membrane.